Molecule: messenger RNA, 6539 nt
Organism: Capra hircus (goat)
Lineage: Eukaryota; Metazoa; Chordata; Mammalia; Artiodactyla; Bovidae
Gene: STK35
Product: serine/threonine kinase 35
Exons: 4
Coding region: 415-2034 (539 amino acids)
Biological process (GO): axon extension; autophagosome organization; peptidyl-serine phosphorylation
Cellular component (GO): cytoplasm; autophagosome
Molecular function (GO): ATP binding; protein serine/threonine kinase activity
Source: RefSeq, a predicted model, not a curated record
UACCCAUUUUGCAGAAGAAGAAACUGAGGCUCCAAGUGGAGGCAAUGGUUUGCCCAAGAUCAACAGGUUUAGUAGGGAGACAGGGUAUGGAGUCCAACCCAGUCCGGGCGGUUCCCAGGCAAGACCCAUGAAUCAAUUAAACCGACCAAUCCAAUCGACCAAUCAGUAUUUAUUAGGGCCUACUGCGUGCAGCUCUUCUCGCGGCGCGGGCGAAGAGAGGAGGUUGCGGUGCACAGGCGGCUGCGAAAACUAGAGGCCAUAGCCGAAUCGCGGGAAUUUGGCGCCUAUUUUUUGUUGGUUGGGUGUUCUCGCCUGUGAUUGGGCCCCCGCCCUGCGUGGGUGCGCCGGGCUGCGGCUGGUCGGCCGACCCUGGCAAGACGCCGGCGGCGCAGCACUCAACCGGCCUUCCGGGGGAUGGGCCACCAGGAGCCUUCGCUGGCCCGACUGAGGGCCGGACGUGCGGCUUAUAUAAAAAGGUUACGUAAAGGGCUCAGCUGGCGCGAACACGUGGAGAGCCGCGGGAGCCCGGACGCCCAGCUGUCCCCCGAGAGCACUGCUGCCGUCACUCGUGCAGUAGCAGGCGCCGUCGCCCGCCCGACUCGGGCCGCGGCCUCCCGCGCGGCUCCGUACCCGAGGCAGCCCUGUCCCGGGGCGGACCAUCCCCAGCCGGGGGCCUUAGGAGGGAAACGCGCUGCCCGGAAGUGGAAGGGCGCCGGCCAGGUCACAAUCCAAGGUCCCGCUCUUCCGCGUCCCGGGGCCGGACGGAGGGAUGAGGCAGGGGGGUCCCGGGCAGCGCCGUUGCUGCUCCCCCCGCCGCCCGCAGCCAUGGAAACGGGGGAGGAGGACGGCGCUCGCAGAGGUACACAAAGCCCCGAGCGGAAAAGGCGAAGCCCAGUGCCGCGGGCGCUCAGCGCGAAGCUGAGGCCGGCGGCGGCGGCCCAGGCCAUGGAUCCGGUGGCGGCUGAGGCCCCGGGCGAGGCCUACCUGGCGCGGCGGCGGCCGGAGGGCGGCGGCGGGUCGGCGCGGCCGCGCUACAGCCUGUUGGCGGAGAUCGGGCGCGGCAGCUACGGCGUGGUGUACGAGGCAGUGGCCGGGCGCAGCGGGGCCCGGGUGGCGGUCAAGAAGAUCCGCUGCGACGCCCCCGAGAACGUGGAGCUGGCGCUGGCCGAAUUCUGGGCCCUGACCAGCCUCAAGCGGCGCCACCAGAAUGUCGUGCAGUUUGAAGAGUGCGUCCUGCAGCGCAACGGGCUCGCCCAGCGCAUGAGCCACGGCAACAAGAGCUCGCAGCUUUACCUGCGCCUGGUGGAGACCUCGCUUAAAGGAGAAAGGAUCCUGGGUUAUGCUGAGGAACCCUGCUAUCUCUGGUUUGUCAUGGAGUUCUGUGAAGGUGGAGACCUGAAUCAGUAUGUCCUAUCCCGGAGGCCGGACCCAGCCACCAACAAGAGCUUCAUGCUGCAGCUCACAAGCGCCAUUGCCUUCCUGCACAAAAACCACAUCGUGCACAGGGACCUAAAGCCAGACAACAUCCUCAUCACAGAGCGGUCUGGCACGCCCAUCCUCAAGGUGGCAGACUUUGGACUAAGCAAGGUCUGUGCUGGUCUGGCCCCCCGAGGUAAAGAGGGCAAUCCAGACAACAAAAAUGUGAAUGUGAAUAAAUACUGGCUGUCCUCAGCCUGUGGCUCAGACUUCUACAUGGCCCCUGAAGUCUGGGAGGGACACUACACAGCCAAGGCUGACAUCUUUGCCCUGGGCAUUAUCAUCUGGGCAAUGAUAGAAAGAAUCACUUUCAUUGACUCUGAGACCAAGAAGGAGCUCCUGGGGACCUAUAUCAAACAGGGGACUGAGAUCGUCCCUGUUGGUGAGGCGCUGCUAGAAAACCCAAAGAUGGAGUUGCACAUCCCCCAGAAACGCAGGACUUCCAUGUCUGAGGGGAUCAAGCAGCUCUUGAAAGAUAUGUUAGCUGCUAACCCACAGGACCGGCCUGAUGCCUUUGAACUUGAAACCAGAAUGGACCAGGUCACAUGUGCUGCUUAAAAUUCAGGGCAAAGCAUCUUGGGUGUUUUUCAACUAGGUUGACCCUCGGGACCCACAGUCUCAUCGUGUCUCGCACAGAAUUCAGCAGAGGGCACAGGUGGUGGCUUGGCCGGUUGGUGAUCUCCUGACAGCCGGGUCUCCAGCAAUGUGAAGCUUUCAUUUGGGUUUUCCCCUUCCUCUUACUUUUGCUUUAUUUUUUUGUCCCACCCCCCCUUUUUUUUUUUUAAUUUAAACGAUUAAGACUUCAGAAGAGCAGGAAGUUAUGCUGUGGACAGGCACCACUUUCUUUAAAGAAACUCAAUAUGGACAAAGCAUAUGUAUAAAUUUCACUUUUAAUUUUUACAAGGGGUUAGGGAGGUAUUUUGUUUUUGUCCUUUAUUUUCCCUGUCUUCUUUCUUUUACCCAUCUCUUAGUUCUGCUUAUAACACCUCACUUCCCCAGAGAAGGCCUACCCCUCCGUGGAGAAUUUGGGGACCUCUCCUGGAUCAGGGGGCAUAAGGACAGAAGGAGGCCUCUGUGCCGCCUCCCCACCAGGUGCAGGAACUGCUGGACUCCCUGGUGGGCUGCUCCUGGUUGGCCCUUGGGCCUUGGAGAUGAUCAGAGGCCAAGAACCACCUAGGAGGGGAAGACCCGAGCUUGGCCAGGAGAACUCAAGAAAGAAGAUCCCUCUUUGGAGUUUGUCUUCUUUAAGCGGUUGGAAAUCCAGAGUCACACCAGGACUUACUACUGCCCUUCAUAACCAGGGGGUUCUGACGGGGGAGGGCCAGAAGGUGACCAUCGCUUACUCCCCGGUAAUUGAGCUGCCAGCCCAACCCAGCUCUACAAGCCUACCUUUCUGUCAGUGAUCUUCCUCCCAGAUGAUGAUUCCCUGGGAAAAAAUGUCGUGCCAAACCUCUGCCUAGGAUACAGCAGGGUCUUCAGCGGGCAUCUGUCACUCCUGUGAAGUCAGCACCUACCACCUCCUGCCUCCAGGAUCAUCAUCUACCCCGAUGUGGCCGCCAGAUGUCCAGGGUGUCAGAGCUCCCUGCGACCCAGUUGUGAGCAUUGCUGUAAGAACAGGGUGUCCUAAACCGGCUGUUAUCUCCUCACAGUGCAGCGGGUGCCCUGUGAGCCAGGCCCGUGCUGUCAUAUAUGGUGACAAUACCGAGCGUCGUCUCCCUCCCCGCAGAGACUUCCUGUUAGGUGCCCGCCCUCCAUGUAAAUGUGUCUGAUGGGAAAGGAUGGACCUGGCUGAGCGGGUGGACCACAGCCAUCAGGUGUCUGUGGGCUUGGUGGCUGUGACUUCCGACCCCACCUCCAGUGUCUGUAUAGCCUUUCUUCUGCUCUCCAUCGACGCUCUCGCAGCCUCCCUCUUGAAGAGGCUUUGGAAGAGGCGUGUCUUUUGAAGAGGCAUGUCCUCUUCCCUUGCCAGGAGGAGAGCUGUUCCUCUUGCCCCGUACCCAGAAGCCCCUUCAGCUGCUCCACAGGCUUCUCACCCCAGAACAGCAAGGCGAGGAAGGGAAAAGGAAUUCUUCUUUUGUGUUUAUCUUUGUUGUUGUUUUCUCUAAACCAGUGUAGAAUGGAUAGGUGGAGAUGUUGGAGGGCAUUUUAAGUUGGUAUGUGACCAAGGGGGGCUUCCCCCCAGAGCCACAGUCCUUCCACCCUGGGAGUUUGGAAGAGACCAGCACAGCAUCAGCCCAGAUUUGCAAACUCAGCAGUAUGUUUGCUCACAUUCUUUCCGCCUUUUCUCAAGGCUUCUUCCUCCUCCUGGGCAGAUGGCUGGCUGGCUGUGGUUAGCAGGAUCCGGCAAGGAGGCAGGUGGUGACCAGGCCCCUCACUCCCCUGGGGAUAUGCUGAGCUGCAGCUGGAAGAGCGCAUCCCCUAAUUGCAGUCAGUGCCCCCUUCUCCACCCCACCUCCCUGCCCUCCCUUGGGGGCAGCUGUCUGUCCACGAGCACAUGGGGAAGCAGUCCCUAGACUCGGCACCCCCACCUCUCCCUGGCCAUAGCCCACACUCUGAAAUCCUAGUGAGGGUUCAAGUCUAACCGGAUAUUUACCUUUUGCUUAUCUUUCCCUUCUGCCCUCCCCAGGUGUCUUCGCUCUGAGUAAGGUCCCAGGUGGCCAUUCCUUUUGGGUGAGGUGGGUGGCCUUGGUCAGGUAGCAGCGUCCACGUACCUUUGUCUUGCAGGACUCCAAGCCCAUCCUCGCUUGGUGGCAGGACCUCCUUCCCUAGCUCCUGAGGCCCAGCUUGUUAGCCCCAAGUGCCUGUCUUUCCCCUUCCCCCGCUCUCCACUUCAUCUGCCUCGGGCACCCAGCAGCCAGUGGAAGGCAGCCCGAAGUCAAGGCUGGCUCUCCCUGGGUAGUUGCCCGUCCCUCCGCCGCUCUGCAUCUCUUCUCGCUGGGGUCAGCCACCUGUCUCUUCCUGCCUUUUCACCUGGGUCUCGGGCUUGGCAGCUGCCCUGGGGCACAUCAUCUCAGCACCACCAGUUUAUUAGUCCUGUGCAAGUUGUAGAAAUCUCCAGUCCUUAAAAUAACAGUCGGUUGUUCUCCUGGGAUCGGUGGAAAGGAGAGCCUUUGGAGGGAGGAUCUGAGCGUCAUUCUCCCUCAGUGAGAGGAAUCGACAAGACAGAUCAUAGUGCCUUAUUCCAUUGCCCUCUCCGCCAGGCCGUCUGGCUUAGUACAUGGCUUCUGUCUCCCUAUCCGUGUCCAUCUGUCCCUUAAACUCACUCCCGCACACAGAUAGCCACAUGGGAGGAUGGCUUCCCCGCAACCUCCCCAUCCCUUCCUCAGAGCUGUAGCCAGCCAUGUGUCCCCCACCCACCACAGGGCACCACUAGCAGCUUCGCCAAGGGCAGAGCUGUGCUGCAGAUGGGUGUGUGCUCUGCCCUCCUCCCCAGCAGGUCCCCGCCUCUUCCCUCCAGCCAGGAGGAUGUGUGUCUCUUUCUUCUAGGCCUUCAAGGCCAGCUCCAUCUGACCCCCUCCUGGGCAUGGGGACUAAGGCCACGGACCUUAGCCUCCUCUCAUCCAGAGGCACUGGGUCAAAAGCGGAAUUCUUUCCCCUAACCCGCUGUGAUUCGUGCCCCCGUGGUUGUCUUUCUGAGGGAGUGUAUUCAAUGUUUACUUAAGAAAUAACGUGUUUACAGCUGGAGGAGAAACGUGCCCGUUGCUGGGUGGAGAUUUGACUCUCUGUACGGCUCCUGGCCUCCUUUGUGGCACUGCCCAUGGUGACCCCAGAGCGAAUUAAGGCAGGGGGCCGGGCCGGGGCACAGGCCCCACAACCCCUCUGCCCCUGACCCUGCGGUGCUAAGACCACUUGCCACCUUCCUCACAGCCUUCAUUCCCCGCCUCUCAUUCCCUUCCUCCAAGAUCUCUCUCUUUAACAUAUCAGUUAUUUCCUAGAAAACCAGUGUUUGGAGCAAUAAGAUUUUUUUUUUUUUUUUUUUUUUGCUUGAGCCCUUUUCUAAAAAAAGGAAAAGAGCAGACAUUGUGGGAAUCUUCUUUCUCUUUCUGCUGUUGCUGUUUACCUUUUUAGAAGACAGCUCUAACUUGGAUGGAUAUCUGGGUUUCAGCCUCAGGUUAUCCUUAGGAAGCUUGGAGAGGUAGGAUCAGGCCUCCACCCCCUAACUCUCUGCUCCUGCUGCCCAGGCUCCCAGACCUGCCCACCAAGUGCACGCCCACCUUUGCUCCUCUGUGCCGACCUCUCCCUGCCUGUCUGGGCUGUGCCUCUCAGUGGGGUUUUUAGGUUCUUGCCCCUUCCCCAUCCUGGGCCUGGGCAGGGGGCCCAGCUGCUGGAGUCUCUAAGAUCUGGUGACCUGAGAAGAGCUGAGUUGUGUGGCUCCAGGCUCCAGACCCCUGGCUUGGGGCUGAGGCGCAGCCUUAGGGGCAGUGUGGGCCAUUUCCGAUCCUGCCCUGCCAGGCUUCAAUGGCCAAGCCAUCUGGAGAGAAGGCGUUGGGAGUGGAGCACCAGGAUGUGUCAUGAGGUUGGCUAAUGUCAGCAUGCAUAGUCGAGGGCUGAGUCCACUGCCAGUGGCUCCCGGAGUCCCUAAGAUUGGGAGGUGAACAGGAAGGAGACCCCUGCAUCUUUUUCCCUGAGAGGCCUCAGGAGGAAGGGAGUCCAUUUAGGGACGUUUUAAAGAAGCCUUUGUUCUCCAGGUGCCUCUUUCCAUCAGAGCAGGGAGGAUGUUGGAGUGAUUUACAUUCGUGUGGGGCCAGCUUGGGUGCAAGGGAGGUUUUAACCCAGGCACAAGGUUAGUUUCAAAGACUAGUUAAUCUAUUUUCUUUGUUUUCUUUUUUUUUUUUUUUUUUUGCACAGAAGCUGGUAAUCUAGGACCUACGUGUGAACAACUUUAUAUAUGAAUAUUUUUUGUACUUGGUUUACUUGGGUUGGUAUGAUACAUUAUAUUUAAGUUCCUUGAACACUGUGGAUCCCCCUAAUGUGUAUGAAUGACUGAGGCUUUGUAAAUUAAGGGACGUUUGUGUGAAUAAAGUUAUUUGAUGGGGUCAAAGAAGCCAUAUGUGAUUUGAAAA